AUGACAGGAGGGAAGCAAAUGAACUUCCAGUUGUCCACCGCGGCUGGUGCGGAAUUUGACGCCUCCGCUUACGAGGGUCCUCUAAUGAAAGCAGACGAAGUCAUGGCAAUGAGGGUUCUCUUUGAGGCUUGCGACAUCGACGGGAGUGGCACCAUACCCUUGAAAGAGCUCAAAAGCCGACUUGUGGCUGCCGGGUUUGACGUGAAAGGCUCCGCUUUGGCCGAAAUUCUUGGCAUUAUAGACGCCGGCGGGCGAAGAGUAGUCACAUUUCCUGAAUUCAUGCAGCUUGUGACUCCAUCAUCGGACUUAUCUUCUCCAGAAGAGGUUUUAAAGACAUUUAAGCAAAUGGACUCCGAUAACACCGGGCGCAUAUGCGUUAGGCACAUAUCGCGAGCGCUCAAGGAGGCCAACAUGACCUCCACUAUUGCCCAAGAGCUCUUGAGCCAGGCAGAUGCUGACAACGACGGUUGCAUCUUGCUACAAGAGCUGCAGGAAGUCUUUAGCAAGCAGACAUACCCGUAG
Eimeria acervulina is the source of this 522-nucleotide messenger RNA. Its product is annotated as caltractin (centrin), putative. Bases 1 to 522 code for a protein of 173 amino acids. NCBI's taxonomy places the organism in Eukaryota, Apicomplexa, Conoidasida, Eucoccidiorida, Eimeriidae. The record is from RefSeq and is a predicted model, not a curated record. Gene Ontology annotation, molecular function: calcium ion binding. The transcript has 2 exons.